Molecule: messenger RNA, 3028 nt
Organism: Vollenhovia emeryi
Lineage: Eukaryota; Metazoa; Arthropoda; Insecta; Hymenoptera; Formicidae
Gene: Son
Product: protein SON
Exons: 13
Coding region: 171-2609 (812 amino acids)
Biological process (GO): regulation of mRNA splicing, via spliceosome; regulation of cell cycle
Molecular function (GO): RNA binding
Source: RefSeq, a predicted model, not a curated record
CUAGACCAAUCUAGUCUAGACUCAAUCGAUUCUUAUACGAACACGUCAGUGAGGUUACUUUGAGCUGUUCGAAGUGCACGCGGAAAAUCUCUCCUCGCGAGAACAACUUUGGUAGACCGUGGGAGCGCGACAGGGACGAAUAAGUAAACGAUUGCACGCGGAGUAACGUGAUGACAGAUUUGUUCAACAUCACGAACCUGAUCACGACCGUCGGCGUCGACGGCGUGAAGAUCAAGCAGGAGCCCGGAGUGCCGGAGAAGUCGUCCAACGAGAUCCUGACGGAGCUCUUCAGCACCUUCGACACGCCGGACGACGGCGUCGCGUCGCCGGUGAACAGCGACCAGCAGGUACCGAAUGGCAACGUCGACGAGACCGCCAAGCCGGACAAGCCUCAAGCGAAGAAGAAGAAGAAGAAACACAAGCACAAGGAGAAGAAGCACAAGAAGAAGUCGAAGCACGAUUCCUCGGAUCACGAUAGCGGCGCAGAAAGUGCCAAGAAGAAGAAGAAACACAAGAAGAAAUCCAAGCGGAGACGCGAAUCUGUAUCCAGCAGAUCGUCCGACGUGGGUCCGACUAAGGCUAAGAUAGCAAAGACGGAUGAUCUCGGAGGCGUCGAGCACGACAAUGACUCAAAGUCUCAUCUUGACGCAUCAGAGAAGACCGGUGCGAAUGACGAGGCGAAAGCGGAUGGUCAGUGCGUGAAAAAAGAUUCUGGCACAACGGACGAUCGCUUGGAUAAUCCUAGCAGUCCACCAUUACCGCCUAUAUCGAGGAAGGUUGACGACGAAGCCGACGAGCCAAUAAUACCUAAACUUCUUGAAAAACCUAAGCAGCCUUCUCAAGGAAAGAUAUUGAUAAAGGAUCUCAAGAAUAGUACCGUUUAUAACGAUACGGUGAAAGCGAUAGAAAAUAACCAAAAGGCAAAAGCCGCGAGAAUGGAAGAUGGCGAGUUGUCCGACAGCAGCAGCAAUGACAAUAGAACACCUACGCUGAGUCCUACUCCGCCUCGGAACCGGUCGUCGUCGUUCAGUCCAAGUAGAGAUAGAAUAAGAAGCAAAAUGUUUAGUCCGACAAGAGGAUCGGUCACUUCGAAAUCCGAUCUUAGACUAGUCUUGAAAGAGAAGGAGAGGAAAAGAGGCACGAGAGACAAGGACACUCACUCGCAAGACAGAAGGUCAAGGUCGCGGACGCGAUACAGCUCGCAUAACAGUAAAAGCGACAAGAGAGAAAAACAGAGAAGCAGGAGUAGGGAAAGGCACGACAAGGAUAGAAGCAGCGAAAGACGAGACUCUGGCAGAAGCAGAGAAAGCUACAGAUAUAGAAGCCACAGUGAAAAACGAGGUCGAAGUGCAAGCAGGGAGAGAAAGGAGAGAAUAGAAAUUAACAAAAAGAAGCUCUUAGAAAUUGCAAGGAGAAAUGUCAUAAGCAUGAUAAAACAAGGAACUCUGUCAGUAGUUCAGAAAGAUAAAGCUAUUGCUGCUAUACAGUCUGGUGGGAAAACAGUGGACGAACUCACAGAUUUUUGUAAGUCAUUAUCCAAGUCUGAAGCUUUAGGUGAAUUAUCUAGCAUUUCUUCCGAAGAUGAAGAAAGUGAGUCUGAGAAGGGAUUUCAUCAUCCUUUCCUUUUAAAAGAAAGGCCUAGUUCUAUUAUAAUGAACAUUAAGGAUGCAAAACAGCUGCCAACAAAAACGUUCCAGGAAAAGACAGCAGAAACGUCGAAUCAGUUGCGAUUGCAGUUUCCUGUUUCCAGUGGGCAACAUCACAGAAAAAGCGAAAACGAAUGGGUGCCUGUUACACCAAAGAAACCGGAACCAAAAAAGAUAUUUGUACCAGCUUCUAUAAAUUUACAAAUGACUCCACCAGCGGUUAUAAUGCCUCCACCUCCUGUGCAACCUACACAAACUGUUUUCCCGACGACGACGAAGCCUAUGGAUAUUGGCUCCAUAGUGUCUAAAAGAUUAGCAGCUAUAAGAAAAUUGGGGGAAAAUCCAAAUGACGUGAGCGCUUUGAAUGCGAUACAUCGGGCACAAAAUGAGAUGAAAACUUGGGCUGAAAGUAAGCAGAUACCAGGUCAGUUUACUGGUAGUACAGGGGUUAAAGUGCUUACACCUGCAGAAUUGUCUUCAGGUUUUCAAGCCUGGGCACGUAAGGAUCAGUUAGUAUCAGCACAGCCUGUAACGGGUGGAAUGGGUAUGGCGUUACUGCAGAAGAUGGGCUGGCGACCUGGUGAGGGUCUGGGUAAGAAUAAAGAAGGGGCCUUGGAGCCGUUACAACUCGAGGUUAAAUUGGACAAGAAAGGAUUAGUUUCCGAGCAGGAUAUCAUGCAGAAAGUCGGCAAAGCUGCAAAGCCUACGGUACCAACUGUCAAAACGUUGGAAGGCAAACAUCCGGUGUCACUUUUAGGAGAGUAUUGCACAAAGAAGAAACUCGGAGCACCAGUUUACGAGCUGUGCUUUGAAUCUGGACCAGAUCACAGGAAGAAUUUUCUCUUCAAAGUGAAAGUAAACGGCAUCGAAUAUAAGCCGAGCGUAGCGAGUUCGAACAAGAAACAAGCAAAGGCAGAAGCAGCGCAAAUAUGUCUACAGAGUUUAGGCCUAUUGCCUUCUUAGUGUAUUGAUACAGGGGACUUGUAGAUUUUUGUUACGUAACAGCGCUUCUCAAUUUUUCUCAGAAAAAUAACACUUGAUGCCACACCAAGUAACCACGUUCCUCGUCCUGAGUGAUCGCAAAAUAUUAACGAUGUUGCCAAGUUUUUUAAAUUAAUGAUUAAAUUAAUUUAAACUGGUGCACUAGAACGUAGUAAGGUAUGCACACAAGCAAAUGAACAUACGAAUUUUAUUCAUUCUUGCAAUAGCAAAAAGAUAUUAAUUGCCCUCUUUGAAUAUUCGGUUGUUUGAGAAUUAAAUAUUAAAAAUGUAUCAUGCCUAGAAAACUAAGCACCUUUAUGUUGAAUAUAUAUUUUUACAUUUUUAUUUAUUGUAAAUACUAUAAAAUAGUAAAGUUUGAACGAAGAAGCUAGCAAUCUCAA